Messenger RNA from Pygocentrus nattereri (red-bellied piranha), 867 nucleotides. RefSeq names its product LSM10, U7 small nuclear RNA associated (gene lsm10). Gene Ontology annotation, cellular component: nuclear body; cytoplasmic U snRNP body. The transcript has 2 exons. Bases 154 to 516 code for a protein of 120 amino acids. Gene Ontology annotation, molecular function: histone pre-mRNA DCP binding; U7 snRNA binding. Gene Ontology annotation, biological process: mRNA 3'-end processing by stem-loop binding and cleavage. Lineage: Eukaryota; Metazoa; Chordata; Actinopteri; Characiformes; Serrasalmidae. The record is from RefSeq and is a predicted model, not a curated record.
CUUUAAAAUUGAAGUCUGGAGGGAAGAAAACAACUUAAACUGAAACAGUACAUGUUGUAAAUUAAACACAGGUCAUUUUGUACGUUUGUUUAGACACCAAAAUAUCGGUAACGGUAUACCACGCAGCACCAGCAGGUAAAAAGAAAAAGGGAAAUGGCAUCUCAGUCCAUCCGUGAGCGCACCAUCGCGGAGAACAGCCUGGUCGUCCUGCUGCAGGGCCUCCAGGGCGAGGUGACCACAGUGGACCUGCGGGACGAGAGCACAGCCCGCGGGCGCGUCAUCAAUGUGGACGCUUUUAUGAACGUCCGUCUGGAGGACGUCCUGUACAGGGACAGGCGCGGGCGGGUCUCUGAGAUGGCCGACCUGUUCAUAACCGGCCGCAACAUCCGCUACGUCCACAUUCCAGACCACAUGAACAUCGCAGAGACCAUCCAGAGUCAGCUGGAGAAAAUACACCGUGUUCGCCACUUUGCAGAGAAAGGAGGGAGGAAAGAAUAUGCCAAGAAAAAAAAAUAAGUACUGAGACUUGUUUUGUUCACUGGAACCGUGUCUGUGUUUUUGCUUAGUUUAGUUUUUAAUUUUUUUGCAUAUUUUUUUCCCAAGGUUUAUUGUUUGUGUGAAGGCCUGAGCAGCAUUUACAUUGUGUUUCAUUGAUGGAUUUAUUAGUUGUGUUUUUUUGUUGUUGUUGUUUUUUUGUAUUACUAAGUGAUUAAAAUUUUUUAGCAGUUAAAGUUAGGGUUGCUUCACGUCACCACAAAAAGCAGCAUCUGUUGAAUCCUCCAGCAGUGAAGGGUGUGACUUGUAGAUGCCAGUUGGCAUUUUAUCAAGAUGAGCCAAUAAAUAUUUGCUUAUGCAAGUGUACCUCAA